This is a messenger RNA of Onychostoma macrolepis, 1694 nucleotides long. It is a transcript of the gene kmt5ab, whose product is annotated as lysine methyltransferase 5Ab. NCBI's taxonomy places the organism in Eukaryota, Metazoa, Chordata, Actinopteri, Cypriniformes, Cyprinidae. Bases 332 to 1288 code for a protein of 318 amino acids. The transcript has 8 exons. Gene Ontology annotation, molecular function: histone H4K20 methyltransferase activity; protein binding. The record is from RefSeq and is a predicted model, not a curated record.
CAUUAGUACGUUGACAGGUGUUUAAAAAAAUAUAACUAAAAAAAGCACUCUCUUUUGUACUCUUUGUAUACAUACACAAUUUAUAAAUACUGUUUUACUACAUAACUGGAAAAUAGCGAAUAUUUCAUGUCGGAAGUACGUCACGUGGCACGACGCAAGUAGUUUACUGCUUCCGCUUUCAGUAAACCAAUCACAAUCCGACUGUUCAAGAGCUUGACCAAUGAACGCUGCGAAUGAUAUUUAAAAACCCAGGCAGCCUGACUGAGUUUUUGUCUCAGCAUGCUGUAGUGUUUAUAAUCCGUUUCGUUUGUUGUGAGAAAUCCAAUACAAGAUGGGAAAAGGCAAAAAGUCCUCUUCUGCCAAACGAAGACCAGUGGACGGCAGUAUAAACGAGAAAAUAGAAGAAGCUAAAGAAAACAAAGACGGGAAACCCACGACAUGCCAAGGGCAGCCAACAAUACAUAGUUGUCUGAAUCUAAACAAGCCGCUCCGGAAUAACCCACUUACCCUUAUUUUAGACGAGAAUACAGCGACGGACCGUUUACCUAAAGACACCAGCAAACAGAGUGAAGUCAAAGAUGUAGAGCCGAAUGCACCUAAAAAAGGGGACACUGCCAAACAGAGCCUUAUUUGUGGACAUAAUGAGCAGACUGAUGUGCCUCAUAAAGAGUCUGGGACAAAAAAGCAAACAAAAUCUGGGCAAAGGAUAAAUGGUGAAAAGUCAAAAGACAAGAAAUUGAAAAACAAAGAGUCUGAAUCCAAUCGAAAGGUCACAGAUUAUUUUCCUGUUAGGAGAAGUUGCAGGAAAAGCAAAGCUGAGUUGAAGUGUGAAAAGCAGCAGAACAUUGAUGAUCUCAUCAAAAACAAUGUUGAAGAGGGGCUCAAGGUGAAAAGUAUUGAUGGAAAAGGAAGAGGUGUUUUUGCAGACCUAGCAUUUCAGAAAGACCAGUUUGUAGUAGAGUACCAUGGGGAAUUGUUAGAGAUUGCUGAUGCUAAAGCAAGAGAGUCUCAAUAUGCUCAAGACCCGACCACUGGCUGCUACAUGUACUAUUUCCGCUACCAUGACAAAACCUACUGUGUGGAUGCUACCAAAGAAACCGACCGUCUGGGCCGACUGAUCAACCACAGUAAGAAUGGCAACCUUCGGACCAAACUGCAUGAAAUAAAUGGCACACCUCACCUCAUCUUCCUGGCUUCCAGAGACAUAAAAGUAGACGAGGAGCUGCUUUAUGAUUACGGUGACCGCAGUAAAGAAGCCAUCGCUGCUCAUCCUUGGCUUAAGCAUUAAUUCACUCAGUUUAGUUGUCUUGUUCUGAUAGCAUUUAAAUUAAUGGAAUAACAUAGACAUGCAAUGAUGUUUGGAGUUACCUUUCACUGCAAUAAGUGGCACCAUAAAAUGAAUUGUGUGGUGUUUUGAAAGACCCACAGCACAUGUAAAAUUGUUUUUAAAUGACUUUUACAUCCUGGGUUGAGGCUGCAUGAUGUGAACCUUCUGAGCUAAGUGUUUAACAUUUUUAUAGUUUGGAAACUUUUACUCAAUUAAAAUGUACUCGCCCUCAUGUCAUUCCAAACAUUUAGGACUUUGUUUUAUUCUGAAGAUAAAAAGAUAUUUUGAAGUAUGUUUAAGCUGUUUAUUCAGUGGAAAGCAAUGGAUAAAAAUAUCUUGUUUUGCGCAAGAAAGAUAUGUUACAGAU